Messenger RNA from Meloidogyne enterolobii, 345 nucleotides. The record is from the annotation of a GenBank genome assembly. NCBI's taxonomy places the organism in Eukaryota, Metazoa, Nematoda, Chromadorea, Rhabditida, Meloidogynidae.
AUGUUACUCGAAUCACAACAAAUAUCUUCAGAAAAUGACAAAUUGGAUGACGAUAACAUUAAGAUUCAAAAUGAAAUUAAAAAGAAAGAUGGAAUAGAUGAACAACAACAAAUUAUUAUUAGUAAAUCUCUCCGUGAACGUCUCCAAGCAAUACAAGAAACUUUAACUUUACUUCAACAACAGGGGGAUUUUUUGGUUGGAUUAAUUGACAGAAUUAAAGGAAUUUUCAAUUUUACUGUUCCCUUUCUUUCCUUCCUUGCAAUAUUUUCACUUUUUUCAAUAACUAUUUUAUUGUAUUAUAUUCCUAUAAGAUUGAUAAUUAUUAUUUGGGGUAAGUUUAAAUAA